Molecule: messenger RNA, 2098 nt
Organism: Aphanomyces astaci
Lineage: Eukaryota; Oomycota; Saprolegniomycetes; Saprolegniales; Verrucalvaceae
Exons: 9
Coding region: 26-1939 (637 amino acids)
Biological process (GO): proteolysis
Molecular function (GO): serine-type endopeptidase activity; tripeptidyl-peptidase activity
Source: RefSeq, a predicted model, not a curated record
UUCGAAACGAAGAUUUGGUGACGACAUGCGCGGCCUUGGGCACCUCGUCGCGACACUCAUCUCAUCUAGUGUGGCGCUAGCAGCAAGCGUCCAGUGGAGGCCAAUAGGUCCUGCAGACAAGGACUCAACGGUGACGCUCGGAUUCGCGCUUCGGGCAGCGUCUCCUGGUGCGCUGGACGACGCGCUUGCAGCGAUUGCCGACAUCCAUACGCCGAUGUAUGGCCGCUAUAUCGCCGACGUGAGUGCACUCGUGCGUCCCAGCGAUGUAGCAGUCGCUUUCAUCGAGUCGUUUCUGCAUGCGCACAACAUUUCCCGGAGUAAGCAUGGCGACUACAUCCGCGUGGCCAUGCCUGUGGCCGCGGCCGAGGCCUUGUUCCACACAGAAUUGUUCGAAUAUGCGCAUGAGGGUCAUCCAGAUCGCCGCAUCGUCCGCCCUAGUGGGUCGUACCAGCUGCCGUCCAACGUCAAACCCCACGUGCUUCUCGUGGACGGCCUGGACGCGUUCCCAACUCUGUUCCAAGCCCAGGCGCAUGCCAAGGCGACCGCGGCGGGCGAAGCGUCCUCGACGUCCGUGGAGGCUAUUCAGCGCGCGUACGACUUGCCGUCAGGGCUGGACGCUUCGGACCCGCGCAAUGCCAUCGUCAUUGGCGCCUUCCUCAAGGAAACAUUCAACCAGCGUGACAUCGAGUCGUUCGAGGCCAGAAACAAACAAGCACCUUCCUCGGCCUUUCACGGCCCGCAGCCAGUGCACUGCAUCGGAGACGGACUCGGCGUCGGCACCGGCGAAGCGUCGCUGGACACGCAGCUCGUGACCGCGCUCACGCAGAGCCAGCACGCGACUGUCCUGUGCUACAACGCCAAUCGUGUUCCCAGUCAAGCCUUUGACGACAGCAACCAAGAGCCAUUCCUGGCCUUCAUGCAAGAGGUGAACGCUAUGGACCCUCCGCCCGCCGUCGUGUCGAUCAGUUAUGCGGACGACGAGUGUGCCCUUCCGCCAGCGUACGUGGCAGCCGUGGACGCUGAGUUCAAGAAAGCAGGCGUUCGAGGCACGACGGUCGUCGUGUCUAGCGGGGACAACGGCGUCGUGGGUAGUACUUUGCUCGGAUUCUGUGGCACUCCAGCUUGUUCCCGGUACCAGCCGCAAUACCCUGCGUCGUCACCGUACGUGUUGUCUGUGGGGGCGACCAAAUUUGGUGAUGCAUCGACUGGCGAAGUCGGGCUCUCGACCGAAAAUGGCGGCGCGAUCACAACCGGCUCGGGCUUUAGCGGCUAUAUCAAUCGAUCUCAAGUCGCCAUUUCUUUCCAAGAGGCACUAGUGGAGUCGGCGGUGGCGCGUCUGCCACCGGAUGCCAUGGCCAAGUUCAAUUCGUUUGGCCGGGCAUAUCCAGAUGUGGUGGCCGUGGGCCAUAACGUGGGGGUGUUUGUGAACGGCGGGAUCCAACAGACAGAUGGCACAUCCGUGUCGGCGCCCGUGGUGGCGUCAUUGCUCGCGCAUGUCAACAAGUUCCGACUCGAUCACGGCAACCCACCCCUCGGCUACGUCGUGCCGUACUUGUACAAGCUGUUUGCAGUGUGUCCGCAAGUAUUUGGGGACAUUUCGACGGGCUGCAACAAAUGUGGCGGGUACGGCCAAGUGUGUUGUGCCGAUGGCUUCCACGCAGACGUCGGCUACGAUUUGCUCACAGGCUUGGGAACGCUUCAGUAUGGGGCAUGGGUCGCUAAUAUGGAAGCUUGUGAGGCGAAAAUGCACCCAUCUGCGAUGCUGUUCGACACAUCGUUCUCGACGAGAAUCGACGGGGACAAGGGCAAUUGGAUGCUCGUGGCAAGUGUAGGAGGUGUGCUGGUCGUCGUGAUGAUCGGGCUCUUGGCUGUACACCGCCGUCACCGUACAACACAAAACAAUAUCUGCGACACUGCGCAUUAUGUGUUUAUAAAGUGAGCGAGUCCAACCAUUUGCAAACUUGUUUGGCGCAGCGCUCUCCAUCUACGAGAAGUAUUUUGAAAUUAUUGACCAUCACAAUCAAGCAUCCUGGAUGAAGCAAAACUUUGAAACUUAAUAAAAGAUAUAUAUGCGCGCCUUCGCAUAUCAAAAACAGGA